Molecule: messenger RNA, 5658 nt
Organism: Rhopilema esculentum
Lineage: Eukaryota; Metazoa; Cnidaria; Scyphozoa; Rhizostomeae; Rhizostomatidae
Product: glutamate receptor ionotropic, NMDA 3A
Cellular component (GO): membrane
Molecular function (GO): ligand-gated monoatomic ion channel activity
Source: RefSeq, a predicted model, not a curated record
UUGUAAUGAAUUGAGCUUCAAAUGUAUGGGUUGGUAUUGGGAUUUGAAACUAUAUGGGUUGAAAUAGAAGUAAAAGACAAAAAAACCUCUUCUUCUGUUGCGCUUAUAGACAUCCCGAUUCCGAUAUUGAUAUUUUUACUGCUCAUUUCAAAUCUCUUCUUCCCAAACUGAUUAACAAACGGAUUUUCAUAAUGGGUGACUUUAACAUAAAUCUUUUGAAUUAUGAUUCCAACAUACCUACCAAUGACUUUACUAACACCUUAUUCACCAACAACUUCUUACCAUGUAUACAUCACCCUACUAGAGUCUCGGACCACUUUGCAACAAUUAUUGAUAAUAUAUUCACAAACUUAGAAAAUUCUAACAUUACCUGUGGGAACACUUUAACUCAAAUAUCUGACCACCUCCUUCAGUUUCUUUUUUUAAAAAACGUUAAGCUAUCGUGCACUAAACCAAAGAUACUGAAAUACGAUUAUUCAAGAUUUGAUGAAAGAAAAUUUGUUGAAGAAUUGAUCUUUGGAAUAAAUUGAUCUGACAUAUUCAAAUUGCUCGUCUGAUGCUGAAACUAACUGUAACAAAUUUCUUGAAGAUGUUACCUUUUUGGUUAAAAAACAUGUGCCAAUUAAAAAGUGCACGAAACGAGAAAUAAAACUUAGAACCAAACCAUGGAUCAAUAGCAAAAUCCAAAAAAUGAUGCGAAUUCGAGAUCGCAUUUUAAGGAAGACUAAGAAAGGUAGAUCAAAGACUAAUCAUGAUCUCUACAAAAAAUUUAGAAACUGUAUGGCUAAUGAUUUGAAGAAAUCGUGAGUCAAUUAUUUUCAAAACUACUUUUCUAUAAACAGUCAAAAUAUGAAAAAGCUGUGGUCAGGAAUUAAAUCAAUUAUUUCCAAUAAAGCCUUUACUGCUUCUAGCAUAAAUAAAAUCAAAGACGAAAACGGAAAUACAACGUCUGACCCAGUUAAAGUGUCUAAUAUUCUAAAUAACUUUUUUGUAAAAAUUGCAGACAAUAUUACCAGAAACAUGCCAAGAACACCAAAAUCGCCUCUAGACUAUAUUACUAAUACAAAUCAAAAUUCAAUAUUUCUUUCUCCUGUGACCUACAUAGAAGUAGAGGAAAUAAUUAUAAACCUUGACCCGUCAAAAUCUGUAGGACCACACAGUAUUCCAAUUGACUUAUUGAAAAUUCUAGGCCCUCACAUCUCUGAAGGCCUAGCCAAACUGGUCAAACAAACUUUUCUUGAAGGCAUCUUUCCUUCUAAACUCAAGCUCGCUAAAGUGAUCUCCCUUUACAAAAAAGAUGAUCCUGAAAUAGCCUCUAAUUACAAACCUAUCUCUCUAUUACCUCUAUUCAGUAAGUUGUAUGAGCGAUUAAUGUACAGAAGUCUUUACUCCUUUCUCAUCUACCACAAAAUAAUAUAUCCCUUGCAAUUUGGAUUUCAGGAAAAUCAUUCAGUUGAACAUACGUUUAUUAGUAUGACUGAAGUCGUGAGGUCAACUCUUGACAAUAAAAAGUAUGGCUGUAGUAUAUUUCUCGAUUUACAAAAAGCCUUCGAUACUGUUAAUCACAAUAUUUUGCUCUCUAAACUUGAAUGCUAUGGUAUCAGAGGAAAUGCCCUUAGAUGUUUUAAUUCAUAUCUAUCAGAUAGAACCCAAUAUGUUUCAAAUAAUGGAACCAACUCUGAUUGUAUGAAUGUUACUUGUGGUGUACCUCGGGGAUCUGUACUUGGACCUCUUCUCUUUCUAAUUUUCAUUAAUGCCUUGCCUAAUGUCUCAAGAAAAUUGAGAUUUUAUCUCUUUGCCGAUGACACCAACAUUUACUAUGAUACGGAAACUCUUGAUAAACUUGUUAAAACUGUUAAUUAUGAGCUUAAAUAAGUUAUCCUUGAACAUAGACAAAACUAAUUAUGUUAUCUUCCAUUCUUCCUCAUCGUCAAUACCUCCAGACACUGUAAUUAAAAUAGGAAAAAACACAUCACCAGAGUCAAAUAUUUUAAGUUUCUAGGUCCUUUGCUUGAUGAAAACCUAAGCUGGAAGUAUCAUCUUGGUGAACUUUCCAAAAAAAAUUGGCAAGAACGUGUGGCAUUCUCUUCAGAAUUCGAAAUCUUCUUACAUCUGAAUCACUGAUAUAUAUCUACAAUGCUUUAUUCAUGUCAUUUCUACAAUAUGGCAUCACUGUCUGGGGACAAACAUAUGACUCGUACCUGGAGCCAAUAUUUAAGCUGCAAAAAAAGGCUGUCAGAGCUAUUUCUCAUCAAUCCUUUCGUUCUCCCUCUCUUCCCAGUUUUAAAAAGCUUAAAAUCCUUAGACUUCGAUACAUUUUUCAGCUAAGACUAUUAACAUUUGUUUAUGAAUCUAUAAAUAAAAAAAAAUUCCUCUUGCUUUCAUGAUUACUUGUCUUUCUAUGCAAAUAUUCACCAACACUUUACUAGGCAAUCUAAUCGUGGUAAUUUGUUUUUGACUUUAAGGAACAGUUUUUACAAUUUUACAAUUUUAGACUACACUUUGAGUGGUACGCAAAUUGGGAAUACGUUUUCUCAAAAUGCGCCUGCCGAAAGUUAUAAAUAUUUAUUUAGAAAUGAAGUUUGUUCACUUUGUUUGUUUGAUAGCCUAGUAAAUAGCCGAAGAAAUUAAUUCCAUGAACCCAUCACCAAGUAACAGGCUUACACAUGUUUUGAAUGAGUAAAACUAGUCUUUUAGGGAAACAAUAAGCGAAACCUCGAAUACAUGAAUGCUGAUCAAAUAUUAAUGAAAUUUCAUAAUAUUCUCAUCGAACGCUUGGCUUUGUCAAAGGCUUAAGUGAAAAGCUGAUUCACUGAUUCUCUUCGCUCAAAACUUCAAGGAGAAGAAUAUCGACGCCAUAGUUUUGACUUUUGUUAGUAAUCGGGUGAUAUUGACUGCAAAAAAGUUAACAGCUUUAGCAUGUUCGAUGAAUCACUAUCGGUAGUAAAGAAUUCGUCCGUGCGGUGCGGCUAACCUCUGAUCUUAAAUUUUUCGAAGAUGAUCGAGGAAGAGCCUGCUAGUGAAGGAUGAAAAUGAAAGAUGCAGAACUAUGCACGACAAUCUUCUGCUUCACGUUGUUGAUGUCAUCUACAGUAGCUUGUCGUGCAUCGGAAUACAACAUCACAACGUUUGUUGAGAAUGCGAACGUCAUCGGAAGAUCGAAUAGUUCUUAUCAGCAUGUUAACAUAAGGAAUGCUUCAUUUAACAUGCGAUAUGAACUUUUGGACAAGAACAAGGGGCUUGCGAAUAUCAUAGAGGUGUUAUCUGAAAAUAGUUCAAAAAACAGAGUGGGGCUAGAAACCUACUUUGUUGGAGAUAAAAUAGAACAGAUCUUGCAGGAAGUGCAUGCCAUCAAGAAAGAUGUUCAUUCAUUGGAAAUUGAAAACUGCUCUGAGGUGUCAAUGUUUACCAUCAAAGAGCUAAAAUUCUGUAAAAGAUAUAAACAAGUCUAUGUCAAUGCUCUGGAAACAUUAAUGAAGGAUGUGUUCACUCAGCCAAUCAUGAUUAUUGUAGAAGAAGAUCAAUGUGCCCAUUACUUUGCUGACAAACUAGCUCAUGUCACGGAUAAACAACGCCAGGAAGGCUCAAGGCAGGACACAGGUGAACUAUACUUUCACAGGAUUGGCGGUGGUUCCACAAUGAUAGAGGAUAUUCGUACAAUGCUCUAUAAGGCUAUAACAACAUCAACAGCAACAAUCAUUUUAUUAUCCUCUGAUGGUUUGACAGAACUAAUUUUGGCAAGAUCAAAAUCAAUUGCUACCUUGAAAUCAAAUGUGAUUUGGGUGACGCUUGAGUCAAACAUCGAAGAAAGAUUUGUUCCUUCAAUUUUGCUGAAUCUCGAGUCGGAUGGAAAUGAUGAUAAUUUGCCAUCAUUAAGUUGGAGCAGCCUAAACUUAUUGAACAUUAAAAGGGCAAUGAUAGUUGGAACUAAAGAGAAUCAACUGUCGAACUCGGAUGCCAAGCUGGUGAUUCGGGAUGCAUUCAAUUUGACGCAAAGUGUUUGUCGUACCAAAAAUGACAAAAAACAAACUGUUCUGGUUUCUUUGCGACGAUCAAAUUUCAACUGGUUACCGAUGUAUUCCUGGUCAAAUGAAAAACAAAUAACAUUACUCUCGUUUGAUCCUAAAUUGUCAUGGCUUACAAGAUCAAAAUUUCAUAAAUCACUGUUAAGGGUUGUGACAAUUCUCGAAGAGCCAUUUGUUGCGACUGUUUCUGAGUACUUUGAUAAGGAGUCGCAGUCGUGUAGUCAAGGUAUUCCUUGUAGGGUUCCACACUCGGUACAUAAUGUUACAAACUGGCAAAUAUCUUGCUGUAUUGGGUUUACAAUGGACCUUCUUGAACGGCUGCAAGACGAUUUGUGGAUCUUGAUAGAUCUUUACGUAGUUGGAGACGGGCUAUACGGGAGUGUUGUUGAUGGAGAAUGGAACGGGAUGGUUGGAGAACUUGUUAAAGGAAAUGCUGAUUUGAUUAUGGCACCUAUAACAACAACUUCAAAAAGAUCUAAUGUCAUUGACUUUGGGGAAACGGUUCUAGAUGUAGCUUUUGCCAUUGUUCUUCUCUCCAAUCAAAAGACUGAGUUUCCAUUCGUCAACCUGAGCUUUGUAGAAAAUAUCGACGGAUCUUUAUUGUUAGUUCUUCUUGCAAUGUUUUUGUUCGGACUUUUCUUCAUUUAUCUCCUGGAAAACACGCUAUUUUAUAAAAGAAACGAGAGCUCAAAGAAGAUUUAUAACUUUAAGGAUGGCUUCUCGUACAUUUCGGGGAUUACAUUUCAAAGAGAUCUUGGUGGAAAGAACCCGAAGAAAAGCUCGGCAAGGAUCAGUUUUGUCGUCUUUGCUUUUGCAAUGGUGAUUGCUAUGUCUACGUACACUGCAACUCUGACUGCUGUAAAAGUCAAACAAGAAGAUCAGGAUGUUUUCCAAGGAAUGAACGACCCAAAGCUACAGAAUCCUACAAGUAAUUUCAAAUUUGCUACAAUAAAAAGUUCAAGCCUUGAGGAAUACUUCAGGUUUUCUACCAAUUCACACUUCCAUAACAUGCACUUAUUCAUGCAUCAAUACAACAUCAAUACAACUGAAGAUGGGAUAAAGAAACUUCUUAAUGGGCAACUUCAAGCUCUUAUUCUGGAAAAUCCCAUGGCCCAAUAUCGUGCUUCCAAACAAAAGGAUUGUAAUUUCCAAGUUGUCACAACUUCAUCAGGGAAAUCUACGUGGAAUGUCGCAUUCCAACGCGGUUCUGCCUGGAAUAGUGUAAUCUCUACGAAAAUACUGGAGUACAAGGAGCAAGGAUUAAUUUCUGAUUUCUAUAAGAAGUGGAUGCAUAGCAGCUGCAUGACUCAAGGUGGAGUUACAGCAACACAUUAUGAAUUUACGAUAAAACAUUUUGGGGGAUUCAUAGUUAUUCUUAGCGUCUCUUUCAUCAUUUCUUUUGUCAUUCUUUUGUUGGAACACAUUUUCUUUAAGAAAAAAGAGCACACAAAUAGAUAUAAAUUGAAAGCUUAGGUUCUCCUGCUACACAUGGUACAAGAAAGCAUCUAGACGCAUUAAAAAGUGGUCGUAAAUUGUCAACAUUAACUUGCUCACAAAAUCAAAAUUGCUCACUUUAUUUUGUAGUAUUCAUUAAGUUUGUAAUGCCAAAAUCAAUGCGUUCUUAUGUUUCUUU